UUCGAAAAACCUCGGAUCAUGUUUUGUUAAUGAUGGCGACAGUCGUGUUAGACAAUGGAGCGGGAACAGCUAAAGUGGGAUAUGCCACAGAUAAAGAACCGAGGGUUGUACCAAACUGUGUAACAAAAGCUAAGAAUGUGAGGACAAGGAUAUUUAUUGGUGACCAGAUUGAUGAUUGUAAAGAUUUGUCUGGACUCUACUAUCUACUGCCAUUUCAGAAGGGUUACUUGGUAAAUUGGGACAUAGAAAGACAAGUAUGGGACUACCUCUUUGGCAAAGAUGUGAUGAAGGUGGAUUUCAAUGAAACAAACAUCAUUGUUACAGAACCUUAUUUCAACUUCAAUUCUGUACAAGAGGCCAUGAAUGAAAUCUUUUUUGAAGAAUAUGCCUUUAAGUCUGUAUUAAAAACUAACCCCUCCUUCCUGAGUCAGUAUAAGUACUCUAAGGAGACUAAUGCCCCGCCUCUAUGUAAUAUAGUACUGGACACAGGCUAUUCUUUCUCUCACAUUGUCCCAUACUUCAAGGGCAAGAAAAUCACUGGAGCAGUCAAGAGAGUAAAUGUUGGUGGAAAAUUACUAACUAAUCAUCUGAAAGAAGUAAUAUCAUACAGACAGUUGAUGGUAAUGGAUGAAACAUAUGUGAUAAAUCAAGUGAAAGAAGAUGUUUGUUAUGUUUCUACACAGUUCAUGAAAGAUAUGGAAAUUGCCAAAAAGAGAGGUAAAGAAAACACAAUAGCCAGAGACUAUGUCCUGCCAGAUUAUACACACAUCAAGAGGGGGUAUGUCCGACCCCAGGAGGAGACUACAGGGAAGGCCAAAGAUGGAGAGCAGAUAAUUCGUAUGAACAAUGAAAGGUUUGCCAUACCAGAGCUAAUCUUUCACCCGUCAGAUGUGGGGGUGCAGGAAAUGGGCGUGGCUGAGGCCUUAGUGUAUGCCGUCAGCACUCUGCCUGAAGAGAUGCGUCCUCAUAUGUACUCUAACAUCGUAUUGACGGGUGGGAAUUGUUUACUACCAGGAUUUUCUGAGAGAUUUUAUGCUGAUGUAAGAAGUAUGGCUCCUGAAGAAUAUGAUAUCUCAACUAAAAUGCCAAGCAACCCUGUAACUUACGCAUGGGACGGUGGGCGAUUGCUGGCUAACACUGAGGAAUAUAAGAAAAUGGCUGUUACCAGGGAACAAUAUGAAGAACAUGGUCACAGUAUUUGUGCUGAAACUUUUGAUAUCUGAUAAUGAACUCAAGAGUUUUAUGAAAGGUAGAAUUUGUUCAGGUGAACAACUCUACACAAUCUGCAGAAAAUGUGAGCUUUGACUCAAAGUUUGUGGUGCAGAUCUGAAAUACUGGAAGAAUAUGAAGUAACAGCAAAUUAUCAUGCAUAGGUUGACCCUUUUUUCCAUGAAGUUUCCAUGGACCAGAGGAAAUACUUGGUUUUAUAAAGCACUGUCUGGAAGUGUUGCUAGAGAUGGUAUAGAAAUGAAUUACUUGUAAUUUUUAUGAUGAACAGAGUAGUUAAAUAUCUUUUUGAGGCCAUUUUUUUUUUUUACUUUUUUAAAAAAAAAAUAUUAUAUUGAAUAAGCUAUCAGUUUAUUAAGAGGACCAGAGAGAUACAGAAGCUGUGAGGAAAUCCCAAAAUAGAAUGUAUAUAUAAUGCAUUGCUAGUUAACAUCUUAUAAAAUGUUAAUAGUAGAAAAUUUGUUUUCCUGGGAUGACAGUCCACAAUGUAUUUACUUUAUCAUUUGGAUAUUUCAUCGAAAAAUGGUUGCAAUUAAUGUUACACAAUAUUAUUUAUGUAAAACAAAUAAAUAUGGCAUGUAGUAUAUAAAAAUUAUUAAACUAGGUAAAAAUCCAUUUUACCUAAAGUAUGAUGAUCUAUUCAAUGUUAAGAUAUUUUUACUGUGUGUUUUUAUAUCUGAAGUUACAUGUAUCCUUUAAAAUUAUUGACAAAGAAAACAAAGAAUAAGUAUGUCUCCUCAGAAAGAUUUUAAAUCAUGUUGAAUAUGCAGAAUUAUACAUUUGAUUGAUAACAACAGCCUUGUAGUAAUCAUUAGCUGUACAUGCAUCUUUUUUUUUUUAUUAAAUCAGUCCAACAGUUAAUUUUUUGAUUUUUUUUUUCAUAAGUUCUCAUGGAAAACAUUCUCUUACCUGUAUUGAGGUAUUGAUGGUUCAGCGAAAACGAAGGAGUUACAAAAACAUUAAA
This is a messenger RNA of Saccostrea echinata, 2191 nucleotides long. RefSeq names its product actin-related protein 6-like. The coding region runs from base 30 to 1223 and encodes 397 amino acids. The transcript has 12 exons. Gene Ontology annotation, molecular function: nucleosome binding. The record is from RefSeq and is a predicted model, not a curated record. Gene Ontology annotation, cellular component: Swr1 complex. Lineage: Eukaryota; Metazoa; Mollusca; Bivalvia; Ostreida; Ostreidae.